AAAAGAAAAAAAAGAUCAGGUUGAAACUCGAAACGACGUCGUUGACCGUAUCACCAUCCUUCUCCAUUUCUCAGUCUCUUGCCUCAACCAUAUCUAGCCACCGUUGAAUUUCAUCUCGAAACUGUGCGGCGGCGGACAUUCGGCGAUCAAUUAACCGGAGAUAAGAGACGCGCGUUUCUUCACACCCAUGAGAGUUUAUUCGGGACUAGAUGCUCCAAAUCAUUUACUUCCUCAAAUCUCCAAAUUUUACAUACAGGGCCAUCUCCAAAACCCCCAAUAAACCCUAGUUUGCUCACUACAUUUUCCUCAUCUAGGUCAUUUUCAAGCUUUCACAUUAAUCUCUCUAUGGCUAACCUUGUGAAGCUUUCAAUUCGUGGUCGCCAUUGUUUUCCAGAAAUUAGGGAUUUAGUAAGCCCCCAAUUGAACUCGCUGCCUUUGAGCGUUGGGAGUUCUUUGAAAUCUUUGUCCUUGAAUAAAUCUCGAUGUUUUUCGAGUUCCUAUCGUCUUAAGGACGAAGGAGUGUUAUCUGGGAAUAAGCUUCCUUGGUUAGCUGCAGCUAACAGUGUUGAGAAGGCAAAAUGGUUGGAUAAAUCUACUACAAAGAAGAGAGGGGACCGAUCGUCUUGGAAGGAAUCGGAUUUUAAGUCAAAGAGAUUUGGAAAAAACGGCAAUAGGUCGUCUCGGGAUGAACCGGAAAAGAGAUAUGGCAAAGAACCAAUUGGUAGUGCUAAUCGUUCGACUUGGGAGGUCUCUGCUGAGAAAUUUGCUAGACGAGGUAUUGAGUCAGCAGAUGAAAGAAGAGAAAGGAGGACAAGAAUGGACAAUGAAGAGCAGGAAAACGAUGAUAUCGAAAGGAGGGGAAAUUAUGAAGAAGGGGAAGAUGAAGAAAUAGAAGCCAUUGCAGACCCUAGAUGGGAUAAGAUUAAAAGUAGAUUUAGGGGAAUGGUGGAUGAAAGAGGUGCAACUGAGCGGCCUCAGUUUCAGAGAUGGAAUAAACAAGAAAGUUGGGGCAGAAAAACAUGGAAGGAAGCUUCUGAAUCCACUUUACCUAAAAUGAUUGGUGAAGGGGUUUAUGGCGUUGGACCAGUUUUGGCUGCUUUGUCAGCUGGAAGAAGAGAGUUCUAUGCAUUGUAUAUGCAAGAAGGGAUUGACUUGAACAAUAACAAUAAGAAGAAGAAGGACAAGAAAGGGUUUGAGAAAGUUCUCAAGUUGGCUGAAAAGAAUGCAUUAACUAUCAAGGAAAUAUCGAAGCACGAUCUCAAUAUGAUUUCUGAUAACCGACCUCAUCAAGGUCUUGUGUUAGAUACUUCUCCCUUGGAGAUGGUUAAAAUAAAAGAAUUGGAUCCUGUCUCACUCGAAGAUGACAAAGGUUCACUUUGGUUGGCUUUGGAUGAAGUUACUGACCCACAGAACUUGGGGGCAAUAAUAAGAUCAGCUUAUUUCUUUGGCGCAUCGGGAGUUGUUUUAUGUGCAAAAAAUUCAGCUCCAUUAAGUGGUGUGGUUAGUAAAGCAAGUGCUGGUUCACUUGAGUUAAUGGAGCUUAGAUACUGUAAGAACAUGAUGCAAUUCUUAACAUCCUCAGCCGGAAAUGGUUGGAGAGUCCUUGGAGCAUCGGUUUCUUCAAAAUCCAUUGAUUUGGAAGAGGUACUGCCCGGUGCACCAACGAUUCUAGUCCUGGGCAGUGAAGGCACUGGUUUGAGGCCCUUGGUGGAGAGAUCCUGCUCACAACUUGUUAGAAUCCCUGGGAAUAUUCCAGCUAAUGUAACAAUUGAUAAGGAAAACGACAUUGAAACAACAGAUGGGUGCUCGGUGGAUGAGUUUCGAUCCUUUAUGGCUGUUGAGAGCUUAAACGUCAGCGUUGCGGCAGGUGUGUUUGUUCAUCAUUUAAUUGGAAACAGUUACAAAAAUGAAUCAUUAGAAACCUAAACCUUCAUUACAGGUUAGAUCAAUUCAUUUCUACAUGAUUGUGUGCAACAUUACAUGUCAUGUUCGUCCCUUGUUUAUCAUCUAUAAAAGGAAACAGAGUUGUCAAAACCAUGUGAAUUGGCUUUGCCAAAGUUUUCAAAUGAAGCUACAAUCAAGACAUGGCCCAUAAGACAACUCAUCUCUUCCUGUAUCUCCAACUAUUUGCCUUUUUCUAGGCUUAUUGUUCUUAUUACCCAAUCACUUGAAACCAUUUUAGUUCUACGAGUCUGUUUUUCUUUUCAAAUUUCUUCACUGAGAGGGAAAUUUUGUUUUUUUUUGUUUUUCCAAGGAAAAAAACAAGGCUGUUCUUCGUCUUCUGGUAUGCUAAGUUGUAAUUUGUAAUAAUUGAUAACCGGCAUUUCUUUUU
Messenger RNA from Cucumis melo (muskmelon), 2332 nucleotides. RefSeq lists its product as uncharacterized. Gene Ontology annotation, biological process: rRNA methylation. Gene Ontology annotation, molecular function: RNA binding; RNA methyltransferase activity. The transcript has 2 exons. Gene Ontology annotation, cellular component: chloroplast. The record is from RefSeq and is a predicted model, not a curated record. The coding region runs from base 346 to 1926 and encodes 526 amino acids. NCBI's taxonomy places the organism in Eukaryota, Viridiplantae, Streptophyta, Magnoliopsida, Cucurbitales, Cucurbitaceae.